Aethina tumida (small hive beetle) is the source of this 672-nucleotide messenger RNA. RefSeq lists its product as uncharacterized. Gene Ontology annotation, biological process: sleep; regulation of synaptic transmission, cholinergic; positive regulation of voltage-gated potassium channel activity. The coding region runs from base 49 to 531 and encodes 160 amino acids. Lineage: Eukaryota; Metazoa; Arthropoda; Insecta; Coleoptera; Nitidulidae. The record is from RefSeq and is a predicted model, not a curated record. The transcript has 3 exons.
CAACGGUCCGGCACUAUCCUGCUCUUCGUCCGCCCUCAGGACACGACCAUGAACGGAUUUGUGCUCGUUGGUGCGUUUGUGCUACUGUGUCAGGUGCAAACCGGUUCGUCUAUAAAAUGCUACAGCUGCGCCUCGGAAGAGAACAAGGGGUGCAUCAAACCGAACAAAAGCAACAUCACCUUGGUGAACUGCACGCAGAAGACGCUCGAGGAGACGCGCCGUUUCGCCGCCAACAUCCGGCAAGAGUACGACAAGGUCUUCGAGGUGGACAUGCACGAAAUGGGCUUGGAACUCAACUGUCUUAAAAUGAUCACCAAAGUUGACAACAAAGAGUAUGUGAUAAGAGGUUGCCAAUUAGCGGUACAACAACACCUGGACAUCUGUCACAAGGUGAAAACGGAAGAUCGAGAAUUUGUUAGCACACUUCACUGCUCCAGAUGCGGAAGCGACGGAUGCAACUCCUCCACACAGCUUCGAUAUUCCGCAACUCUAAUUGCAUUUUUCAUCAUGACCAAAAAAUUACUCUUAUAAAUUUACUAUAAAUUUACCGACUGGGAAUUUAGAAACAGUUUUUAGAUCGAUGUUCGAUCAUUUUGUUGAUGCAAAAAACUAUGGAGCAAAGUGUCCUGAAUAAUUUGUACUUGUAGUUGUUUUAACAGAGCUCUAAAAUAU